This is a messenger RNA of Moesziomyces antarcticus, 1464 nucleotides long. RefSeq lists its product as uncharacterized. The transcript has a single exon. Bases 1 to 1464 code for a protein of 487 amino acids. The record is from RefSeq and is a predicted model, not a curated record. Lineage: Eukaryota; Fungi; Basidiomycota; Ustilaginomycetes; Ustilaginales; Ustilaginaceae.
AUGCCUGCAGCGAUCAAGACGCCGUUUACGCUGGGCGGGGUUGUGUCCAAGUACGUAUCGUCGCGCCGGGCGCGUGUGCAGGCGCAGAAGCAGGCCCAAGGCACCACCUCCGGUCCCACUGGUGCCGAAGUCGAUGCACACGUAGCCAGUACGCUUACGCGCAAGCAAGCCGCGCGCAUCCCUGCCUUCCUUGAGCCCGACUCGAUCGACUCGCCGACCGAGCAGGCCGACGAGGAGGGAAGAGUGUUGGGGCUGGAAGAUCCGAAUGAGCCUUCGCUCGUCGACGACGCUCACACCGCCAUCCGCGCAACCGCCGUACCUACCGUUGUUGCCACAACGCCUCUUACUGAUGCUGCGUUGCUCGAGCAGGUAGCGAACCUUACUCACGGAGGGCAGACAUCCGUUCCCGUGUUCCCUGCUCCAACUGACGUCUCUACAGGGGUGGUGGAUGGGAACCAGUACGGAUUUGUCGACCCGCGCAUCUACGGCGGUACAUCGUUCGACCUCGUGGGCAACGGCGAGCACGAACCACUCAACGUCAUCAUCUCCUCGCUCUCCUCCCCCGCCAUCCUCACACGCAAGGGGUUCCAAUCCUACUGCCGCUCGCUCGACUUUGACCGCGAGUGUCUCGGCCUUCACGCCGGAGGAGCACAAAAGGCCUACAUCGACCCCCGCGGCUGGCGCGAUCAAGAAUUCCUCUACCGCCAAGUAUACACGCCGCUCGACCACGUCUUUGGCACGUGCAUCGAGAGUCUUGUUGGUGGCAACCACAUCCGAGCCUGGCAACAACAAGGAUCCGGCGCUUGGUUCCUAGCGACCAGCAAGGAGAUGGACGCAUCCAAGAACCACAUGAUCGUCCCCGAUGGAUACAAUGUCGGUCGCGAUAUCCUCGUGUCUCUCGCAAUGGGCAAGGGCGAUGGGAAUACGAGCUUUAUGGGGACGAGGUACCACACGGACGUCACGUUUGUAGCGGGACUCAUGCCGCCGGGGAUGCAGGGCGUCAACCAUGACAUUGCCGUCGACGGCUUGACUGCCGUGCUCACCGUCAGCAUCGUCUCGGACGGAACGUGGUUCUGGUCAAAACAUCAGAAGGAAGCAGAAGCGCUGCUGGUUCAGCCGCCAGUUGCGGGAGGCAUGGUGGCUGCCGAAGAGGCCGAGGAGGACAACAAGGUGCGCAGGAAGCGACUUAGUUUCGCACGCAUUGUCCGGCCGAAUGGCGAGCAGCACCGCGAUGAAACAGCUCGCGCCAAGCAAGGCCAUGUGUGGGGCAAGAUCAAGCAGAUCACAAAAACGCACAAGGCGCCGCAGACCGAGCAGCCGGGUGAAGAGGCAGCGCUGCACAGCUCGGUCGAUUCCGGAUCAACGACCGCCGACGUGGCUCAGCUGGGCGUCAGCACCGACACGGCCAAAGACGCUCCCACCUCGAGCGGGAUUCCCGCUGCUGCUCCUGCCAUCGCCCCCUGA